Molecule: messenger RNA, 2320 nt
Organism: Triticum urartu
Lineage: Eukaryota; Viridiplantae; Streptophyta; Magnoliopsida; Poales; Poaceae
Product: protein S-acyltransferase 21
Biological process (GO): protein targeting to membrane; peptidyl-L-cysteine S-palmitoylation
Cellular component (GO): endoplasmic reticulum; Golgi apparatus
Molecular function (GO): protein-cysteine S-palmitoyltransferase activity
Source: RefSeq, a predicted model, not a curated record
CCCCCUCCCUCCUCCCAGUAAAAAAUCCACUACCGCCGUCGCCACGCACACCCACUUCUACCACGCCUUCCUUCCUCCUCUUCCCCUCCCCCUCUCUCCCCGGCGCAGCGCAGGCCGAGAGGUGCCGUACCGUACGGGGCGCUAGGGUUUACUCCGCGCGGCUCGGGAUCUCGCGCCCCCCCAAUGCAGCCCCCGCCGCCGCCGCCGCCGCGUCGCUGAUCCCGUGGCCGCUCCCUCCGCCUCCGCCGCGGCAGCGCCGCCAUGGCGCGCCGCCACGGGUGGCAGCUCCCCGCCCACACCCUGCAGGUGGUUGCUAUAACAGUGUUCUUCUUGCUGUGUAUAGCAUUCUAUGCUUUCUUGUCUCCGUUUCUUGGGAAGGACCUGUAUCAGUAUAUUGCAAUCGGUGUUUAUAGUUUUCUGGCUUUAUCGGUACUGAUUCUAUAUGCUAGAUGUACUGCUAUUGAUCCUGCUGACCCUGGCAUCCUGAUUAGCGUCAAUGGUGCACUAAUCUAUAAAUCAGAAGCAAACGUAGACACUCAAGAAGAAGCUGGCAAAUCAGGAUUGGAAGCCAACGAGGAAAUCAGAAAGCAUAGAUCAUGUUUAGGAACUGGUUGUUUUUGUUGUGCUAUUUUUAAGAAAGAGGAUUGUCGCAAAGAAGAUGAAGCUUACCAACAAGAAAAUUAUGCUGAGGAGGCACUCUUUUGCACCCUUUGCAACACAGAGGUGCGAAAAAAUAGUAAACAUUGUCGGAGCUGUGACAAGUGUGUUGAUGGUUUUGAUCAUCAUUGUCGGUGGCUGAACAAUUGUGUUGGAAGGAGAAAUUAUAUGACUUUUUUGUGCCUUAUGGCUGUGAGUCUUGCUUGGCUUGCGGUUGAGUGUGGAGUUGGUAUAGCUGUGUUUGUACGUUGCUUCACUGAUAAAGCAGCAAUUGAAGAACAAAUAGGAGAAAAGCUGGGCUAUGGUCUUUCACGAGUGCCCUUUGCAGUCAUUGUGGCCCUGAGUACAGCUCUUGCUGUGCUUGCUUCAGUGCCCCUGGGGGAGCUGUUCUUCUUCCAUAUGCUAUUAAUCAAGAAGGGCAUCACAACUUAUGAAUAUGUUGUGGCAAUGAGGGCUCAGAGUGAACCUCCUGGUCUCUCUGUCAAUGAUGAGCAGCAAAGCUUGCCAUCUUCUCCCAUGAGUUCUGCACCAACUGCUUUCAGCGGGAGCUCGUUCGCACGGCACUACAAAGGUGCAUGGUGCACUCCACCGCGCAUCUUUGUUGACCAGGACGAAAUCAUUCCACACUUGGGACCUGGGCGAUUACCUUCAACUGUUGAUCCUGAUAGCACAGACCCGGUCGAAAGAGCCAAACAACACGCCAAGCGCCAAGUUCGCAUUAACCCAUGGAAGCUGGCAAAACUGGAUUCAAACGAGGCCAUGAAAGCCGCAGCAAAAGCCAGAGCCUCUUCAUCCGUGCUGAAACCGAUCAAUAGCCGUUCCCAUUACGACGCCGACCAGUGCUCCAGCGAUAACCUCAGCUGCAGAAGCAGUGUAAUGAGUGCUGAUACUAGCAACCACAUCGACACUCGGUCUGGCAGGAAUGCUCCGUACAAGUCCCCUUAUCCACCCAGCAUAGCAAGUGCAGAUGACAUUGAGCUGUAUCCUCAGACACCCAGCAGCUUCCAGAGCAACUCGCGGACUCCGACGCCCAUUGCAGAGCACCAUCCCUCGAAGCAUUUCAACCCAAUCUAUCAGACAUCAGCCAACAGGUCCCCAUUCUCAGCCAAAGCAAAUGAAGCGGCUAUACCAGAAGCCAACAACGCAAGGAGGUUUAGUGUGCCGAACACAGAUAGAUCUCCUCGGUCAUCGGUUUACUGGGAUCAGGAAGCUGGCCGGUUCAUGUCUGCGCAGGCAAACCAGGGACCGAGCUCUCGGGUAACCCGGCCCGACCUUCUGUACACCGGUCAGUCUAUAUUCUUUGGUGGACCUCUGAUGACAGAUUCUGCGACGAGAAGUUUCAGAGACCCUGGCGGCUCGAGCCAGCGCUCCGGUGUGUCUCGGCCUCACCAGCUCCCCGUGUUCAUUCCCGCUGAUCCCCAGAAAGAUCACCUCCCCAAGUUGCCAUGAAAUGAACUGUUUUCGGAGUAUCCGCGCGAAGCACCUGUUUCUCUGCUUCAUGGUGGCAUGAUGCAAUGUAUAGUUCUCAGUUCUUGCAUCAGACCUUUUAGGUUAUGAUUUUGUGUCAGCUAGGUGGAAAUUGAAAUUAAUUUAGUAACGAUUGUAAUACAGAAUCAUGAAGUCUCUUUUGUUUAUCAAGGAAAAGGAUGUCUAAGCUGUUGGA